UUAUUAAUAAUGCAUAGGGACUGAUGGUGUAAUAGACUACAAAGAAAACAAUGAUCUUUGACCAUUGAAAAGUUUGAAUACAGUCAGUUCUGUAAAUAUGAGGAACACGCAUUAAAGAAAUUGUUUUGACAUAAUGGAAGUAGACCACUGAUAGGUACGUUACCAACGAAAUACAACUUUUUACACAUUAAGACAUUGUAGACCUAGAGAAUUGAGAGGACGUUGUUAGAAAACAAAAAAUACAGUUGUGUAAGGCUAGCAAUACAAUGGCAGGAUGUGGUGUAAGAAGUGUAUUGGUUUACUCGGUACACUACAAUAAUGUUCUAUAAAAGGCUGACUAGAGAACAAAAGUCAAGACUCUAGUUAGUCAUUGAGUGGAUCGAAUAAAUUUAGUAAUCGCGUUUCUCCUAGAAAUCGCGUUUACAGCAGAAAUAAAUAUCUAAAAAUUGAUGUGGCACACACAAGUUCGUGCAUGUCCCGUGUUAAAACAUUGAUAAGAUUGGCAUAUGGGGCCACAAAUAUUCCACCUUCCUUGUACUAUAUAAAGAGGCCUAUUCAUUGUUUUCAAACCUUAACACAUUGGAUCCUUUCUCCGUGAGCGAUAAGUUAUUUUCAGUUCGACUCCACGUACAUGGAUCAUUCAGAAAACAUUCCCUCUUGCGAUCACAAACCUCCUCGUUUGCUCACAAGAGAUCAAGAGCACGUGAUCAUGGUUUCUGCUCUGCGACAAGUCAUAUCCAACGUCCGAGGUGACAAUUCAUCAUCGAACUCGGUUGCAUGCGAAGCUCUUCAUCAACCUUUGGACGCUGGCCCUUGUCCUCUCUGCAAUAUUACCGGUUGCUUAGGUUGCGCAUUCCCAGUGCAUGAAGAGAUAGAGAAGGAGAAGAAGCACAAAGGUGUGAGGCAAAAGCCAUCAGGUAAAUGGUCUGCCGAGAUAUGGGAUCCGAGUUUGCAAAGAAGAAGGUGGCUUGGAACAUUUCCAACAGCUAAAAUGGCUGCGGAGGCUUACGAUGAUGCGGAGUCUAAGCUUGUCAAAAGAAAGGCAGCAAGAAGUGGCACAAUGAACGGAGAUGAACCAUCCAUACACCGAGAAGACGAGGGUGGAAAAUGAUUUAGAAAUUGUUUGGUCGUGUUUCACUCGAACUAAACAUGCAGUGGAAUUAUAAUAUACAAAAUCUUCACACAUAUCAUUUAUUUCAUUGAUCAGAUUUUUUACAUGUGUUAAAUAUUGUAUGUGACUACCUUGUGAUUGUGUUUUUAGUUUUAGCUUUCUUAUUAAAUUUGAUUUGUCAUA
Molecule: messenger RNA, 1294 nt
Organism: Brassica napus (rape)
Lineage: Eukaryota; Viridiplantae; Streptophyta; Magnoliopsida; Brassicales; Brassicaceae
Product: putative ethylene-responsive transcription factor ERF121
Exons: 2
Coding region: 632-1111 (159 amino acids)
Biological process (GO): regulation of DNA-templated transcription
Molecular function (GO): DNA binding; DNA-binding transcription factor activity
Source: RefSeq, a predicted model, not a curated record